This is a messenger RNA of Abrus precatorius (Indian licorice), 1188 nucleotides long. RefSeq names its product E3 ubiquitin-protein ligase MIEL1. Bases 90 to 893 code for a protein of 267 amino acids. Gene Ontology annotation, cellular component: nucleus. Lineage: Eukaryota; Viridiplantae; Streptophyta; Magnoliopsida; Fabales; Fabaceae. The transcript has 12 exons. The record is from RefSeq and is a predicted model, not a curated record. Gene Ontology annotation, biological process: ubiquitin-dependent protein catabolic process; protein ubiquitination. Gene Ontology annotation, molecular function: zinc ion binding; ubiquitin protein ligase activity.
CUUUCCCUUUGUGGAUCAACAUAAACCAAUUCCAACGAAAUCUUCCCAAUUCAGGAAACUCCCUUCCUUCCCUCUCUCUUCCACAACUCAUGGAAGGCUCUUUCCUUGAACGUCUUGAUUUUGGGAAGAUGGGAUAUGGGUGCAAGCAUUACAGGAGAAGAUGCAGGAUUCGAGCUCCAUGCUGCAAUGAGGUUUACUCCUGUCGUCAUUGCCAUAACGAGGCAACGAGUGUACUUACCAACCCUUUUGAUCGACAUGAACUCGUUCGCCAGGAUGUUCAACAAGUUGUUUGUGCAGUUUGUGACACAGAGCAGCCAGUUGCUCAAGUUUGCACAAACUGUGGCGUCAGAAUGGGAGAAUAUUUCUGCAACAUUUGCAAAUUCUUCGAUGAUGAUACGGGGAAACAACAGUUUCAUUGUGAUGAUUGUGGGAUCUGCAGAGUUGGGGGUCGUGAUAAUUUUUUCCACUGCAAUAAGUGCGGGUCUUGCUAUUCAAUUGGUCUGCGCGAUAAUCAUUUGUGUGUGGAGAACUCCAUGAGACAUCACUGUCCCAUUUGUUAUGAGUACCUUUUUGACUCAUUGAAAGACACUACUGUUAUGAAAUGUGGCCACACAAUGCAUUGUGAAUGUUACCAAGAGAUGAUAAUGCGUGACAAAUACUGUUGUCCCAUAUGCUCCAAGUCAGUGAUUGACAUGACAAGGACAUGGAAGAGAAUUGAUGAAGAGAUUGAAGCAACUGUCAUGCCUGAUGAUUAUCGGCAUAGAAAGGUUUGGAUACUCUGCAAUGAUUGUAAUGAUACAACCGAAGUUUACUUCCACAUUAUUGGACAUAAAUGUAGUCAUUGCAGUUCAUAUAAUACUCGUGCUAUAGCUCCUCCUGUUCUUCCUCAGUGACCAGAUUCUUGCGGUUCUGGAGACAGAUCUUGUUACCAAAUCUUGUAGAGCCUUAUUUAAUUCAUCAUCAAGAUUAAUGAUGUAUUAUGCAAUGAAACUUCUCUUAGGUUAUUCUUCCUCCACCAUUUGGAGUGAACUAGUGGUGUUGUUAUGAGCCAUUAGGCUGAUAGAAACGUGUAUACUGUAAUAUAGGGAAAACUGUUUACCCAUCAUGAGCUACUGGUAAUUGUGUUUGCUAGAUUUGUAUUGAUAUUUCCAUUGAAUCUAUUAAACAAACUCACUGAUUUCUUCCUUG